Messenger RNA from Solea senegalensis (Senegalese sole), 2880 nucleotides. It is a transcript of the gene hectd3, whose product is annotated as HECT domain containing 3. The transcript is spliced from 20 exons. The coding region runs from base 164 to 2734 and encodes 856 amino acids. Lineage: Eukaryota; Metazoa; Chordata; Actinopteri; Pleuronectiformes; Soleidae. The record is from RefSeq and is a predicted model, not a curated record. Gene Ontology annotation, molecular function: ubiquitin-protein transferase activity.
GCGUCAAACGUCAUCUUCCUGGUAGCACAGGAGAUUCAUAUUAAAACACCUGUCAAGAGUAAAGGUCUGUAAAGUCGAAGUAGAGUAUCCAGGAUAGUGGUAUAAUGUCAGCUGACUGUGCCUUCCUGCUGCUGAGCUGCUGACUGACAUCAUUAUCAUCAUCAUGUCCCCGUGUGACAACCCUCACCUGGUGCUCGGCAGGAUCCGCUUCCUAAACAAAUGCAUCGAGAGUUUCAGGAGGAGCGAGCUGCUGCCAGAGUCCCUGUGCUAUGUCCCAAAGGAGGUGUGCUACAAAAUCUGCAAGGACUCCUCAUCCCCUGCUUCUGCCUCAUCCACAGCAUCCGCUGGAGUAUCCAUCUCUGGAAAAACCCUAAUUUCCAUCUUUGAAAGUCCACACCAGAUCCCCCACAGCAAGAGGACAUGCAAGUACAAUAUUGAACCAAAGAAAGGGACAUGUAUCAGGACAACAGGUGAAGAAUACUGCAACAGCCAGGGCCUGUGGGUGAAAAUCAGCAAGGAGCAGCUGGAGGAGUACCGUCCAGGUCAGGAGUUGGAGGAAGGCUGGAUUCUGGUGUGUAAACACACGGAGGGUGGUGACAGACUGGUGCCAGUCGAGUCACCAAAGAACAUCAUCAUGCAGCAGCAGCUCCUUGGCUAUGACCACAAACCCUGCAACCGGUGGGAGCAGGUGGUUGAUGUGGAAAACUCAUUUUACAUUGGUGCCAAACCUAAAAUCGCUGAGUGUGACGACGCGGCCGUCCAGAAGCUAAGGUAUGUUCCUCCCACCUGGACGUAUGAAUGUGACGAGGACCUGGUGCACUACUUCUAUGACCACAUUGGGAAAGAGGACGAGAACCUGGGGAGCGUGAAGCAGUGUGUUACCAGCAUCGAUGUUUCUUCAUGCUCGGAGGAUCCCAGUGGAGGAGUGAGCUGUCUGACAGACGGCGACAUUGAAACCUACUGGGAGAGCGAUGGCAUGCAGGGACAACACUGGAUCCGCCUCCACAUGAAGAGAGGCACCGUGGUAAAUAAGCUGUUAUUGUCCGUGGACUCGACAGACGACAACUACAUGCCCAAGAGAGUCACAGUGUAUGGAGGAGAAGGAGACAACCUCAAAAAAAUUAGUGAUCUCACCUUAGAGGACAACUUGAUUGGAGAAGUGUGUGUACUGGAGGACAUGACAUCCCACCUCCCUGUCAUUGAAAUCCGAAUUGAGGAAUGUAAAGAGGAGGGAAUAGACGUCCGGAUCAGAGGCUUGAAGAUAAAAUCAUCAUGUGAGAGGGACCUUGGUCUGAACGCUGAUAUUUUCCAGUCCUCUAACCUGGUGCGCUACCCCCGUCUGCAGGGCACCCCAUCUGAUGUGCUCUACCGCAGGGCAUUAAUCAUCCAGCGGUUCAUCUGUCUCCUGGACAGUGCACUCCCUCAUGUGGUGCCAGCCUGGGACUACAGUCUGGGGACCUUCAAUCAUAUCAAAGGCAUAAAACAGUUCCUGCUGCUGUCAAAGUGUCGCACAGCUCUCAUCACUCAGUGCCUCAAGGACUCUGAGACCAGUAAACCAAAUUUCAUGCCCCGACUUUACAUCAACAGACGUCUGGCCAUGGAACACAGAGACAAUCCGUCUCUAGACCUGGGCUGCAAGAACGCUGUGUUCAACCAGGUGUUUGAAGGCCUCAAGCCAUCAGACAAAUUAGAGAAGAUGUUGGAUUAUAGGUGGCCUGCUCGCUAUGAUCAGUGGUGGGAAUGUAAGUUCAUUGCAGAGGGAAUUAUUGACCAGGGAGGUGGAUUUCGUGACAGCUUGGCAGACAUGUCUGAGGAGCUUUGUCCCAGCUCAGCCGAGUGUCCCAUGCCUCUGCCGUUCUUCUGCCGUACAGCCAAUCAGGGCGCCUUAGAAGCAAGAGAUUACUACGUCCCCAACCCAUCCUGUAAAGAGUUAAACAAGUAUGAGUGGAUUGGUCAGCUAAUGGGAGCUGCUCUCAGAGGAAAAGACUUCUUAGUCUUGGCUCUGCCCGGGCUGGUGUGGAAGCAGCUGACUGGGGAAGCCAUCAGCUGGAGUAAAGAUUUCCCUGCUGUAGACUCAGUGCUGGUAAACCUGCUGGAGGCCAUGGAGAACAUGGACAAGGAGACGUUUGAGUUCAGGUUUGGGGAGGAGCUGGUGUACACCACACUGCUUAGCAAUGGCCAGAUGGUGGAGCUCAUCCCUGGUGGCAGCAAUGUGGCAGUUCGCCAUGAGGAUCGCACUGAGUUUGUCCGCCUGGUGCAGGAAGCUCGGCUAGAGGAGAGCAAGAAGCAGAUUGCAGCCAUGCAGGCGGGGCUGCUGAAGGUGGUUCCUCAGGCGGUGCUAGACCUGCUCACCUGGCAGGAAGUUGAAAAAAAAGUGUGUGGAGACCCGGAGAUUACUGUGGAAGCCUUGAAACGACUCACAAGAGUUGAAGACCUGGAGCAAAGUGAUGUUAGAGUGCAGUACUUGUGGGAAGCGCUGACCAACUUCACCAACGAGGAUCGCAGCAGGUUUCUGAGGUUUGUAACUGGUAGAAGUCGUCUUCCUGCACCUAUCUACAUCUUUCCUGGCAAAUCGGGCUCUGAAACAACAGAUGCACUACCACAGUCCUCCACAUGUUCCAGCACGCUUUAUUUACCCAGCUAUCCAAGUGCAAAGGUUUGUGAAGAGAAGCUUCGUUACGCUGCAUACAACUGUGUGGCCAUUGACACAGACAUGAGCCCCUGGGAAGAAUGAUCUUUCUGCUGCUUCACUUAACAAACUGCAUACUUUACAAAUCAGAUGAAUGGGGGAAAAAAGGCUUGCCAGAUGUAUCACUAUAUCUACAUGCCAAUGCCAAUUAACCAAGCUGUAUAUAAUAAAGAACUUUAUGGAAAUAUGGA